GGGCUUCAUUGUGCCAGACACUUCAGCAAUCAAGCCUCAAACGGGCUAUCUUGAGGUUCCCCCUUCGCUCAUCCAACUCUGCAACAAACAACACAGCAGCAACUUGGUCGACACAAAAAUAACCAGGCUUUGAGGCUCUCGUUCAAUCUCCUAGGUUUUGGGUCUCAAAGGAACUGUCUUUAUAAGUUAAGAUUCUGGUUUUCGGUGGAGCUACCUUGUAUAACAGAUAAAGAAUCUUGACUGGAAGGAAAGAUGCCACAUAGAACACGGCCGAUGACUGCACUCUUGGUGUUCUCUGGAAUCAAUGUGGUCUUGGUAUCAACCAUUACUCCAGUCUAUGAUUUUGUUUGCUUCCUUCCUUACUGGGAAAGAAGGAGAGAACGCUGCCGUCAGGAACGCCAAGCUGCCUUAACAAAGGAUUCCAAAUGAAUAGAGAUGAGUCUUUGAGGUUAGAAAUUUAUGAUGAUUGGUUUGUAAUUGACCUUGUGAGGUUAGAAAUUUAUGAUGAUUGGUUUGUAAUUGACCUUGUGACGUUUAAUAUUCGCCUACUUCUUCUCCCAUCAGAAUAUACAAAAAAAAAUGUUAAGUUUAAAACUUCCUUGAUCAGAGCAUAUAAUGGCACCUGGUUCAAUUUUGUAGCAGAAAGAUUUCAUGGAGAAACUUGAUUGAGGUAUCAGAAUGGCUCUCUGAGGUUUGGUUGGGAAGCGUGUGGUAGGUUUAGCAAUACUAUUUUUACACCUGUGACUUUUCCACUCUAGCUGGAUCCACCUGACGACAUGUUAUUUAAAGAGAAAUGAUAGAUUUUCCUCACAGGUUUCCGUUAGUUGCGUGUCUUUUAUGCUUUAGCCAUGGUCAUGCCUAGUGUUACAGGGACUACCAUUGAUGCAAACUUUCAACUGGAAAUCCCUUGAAAUUUAAGCUAUUACUUUGUA
This is a messenger RNA of Populus trichocarpa (black cottonwood), 932 nucleotides long. RefSeq lists its product as uncharacterized. Bases 253 to 429 code for a protein of 58 amino acids. The transcript is spliced from 3 exons. NCBI's taxonomy places the organism in Eukaryota, Viridiplantae, Streptophyta, Magnoliopsida, Malpighiales, Salicaceae. The record is from RefSeq and is a predicted model, not a curated record.